AUGGACAGGGCAGAAGGAGAGAAAUCUGUAACUGAUGAAAAAGUAUCUCUUAUUACAGCAGAAGGAGAAACACACCUAAAGCAGGACAUGAUAGGAAGACAAGUACAAAAUGAUGGGGACAAAGGUGAAGGAGAGCAGACGAUGAAACCAGUAAAGGGAGAUUCAGGACUUCCAAUGGUACUGGUUGGAGAAGGACAAAAAGAGCAGCUACACAAUCUCCACACUGAUCAGGAAGUACAGAAAGAAGAAGAGACACAAAAGCAAGGACAGCUGCAGGCAGUGCAACAACCGAACAGAAGACCGCAAACUCAAACAAAUGUCAAGAGAGGAGAAAAAGGACAACUACAAGAGAAAGAGCUCCAUGUGGAUCAACAACAGGCAGUCAGGAAGAGGAGGCGUCAGGAAGAAGGCAAAGAGGAGACACAGAAGACUAAAAAGCCAAAAGAACAAAAUAAAGGAGAAACUAACAUAGAGCAAGAUGUAAAGAUGGAGGUUGAAGGAGAAGCUAACACAGAGCAAGAAAAAAAGAUGGAUGUUGAAGGAGAAGCUAACAGAGAGCAAGAAGAAAAGAUGGAGGUUGAAGCUAACAGAGAGCAAGAAGUAAAAGAUGAACCUCAAAAAUGUGAUAUGAAUUCACAACUGGGUCAAGCACACGUGUGUCAGGAAAACCAACAGGUGGAGCCGAUGGACUCUUAGGAAACAUUAGGAAACUCGAACAAGAAGGAGGAAGCUGUCUAACUCUAUGCAGAUGUUCUAGUUGAACUGGUCACUUCAGCCAUAAAAAAUAUAGCUGAAUGCAAUAUUAUUUAAUCUCAGGACCAGAGUAUAAAAACCAACAAACUAGCGACUCCUCCUCACUCUCUGAGCUCUAUCUUUAUCAAGAUUUAUCAUGUAUUAAAAUAUAUUUUGUCCAUGCAAACAACCUUUUGUCAAAAAGUGCAGACAAUGUCUAAAUCAAGUUUUAGAAAAACUCUAUAAAGCUUAGGAACUUUCACAGUAAAAGUCUACCACUUCAUUUCAUGUCACCACUGCAUUUAUUGUGAAUGAUAUGCAGGAAGUGGCAAAGUGUCAGCGAUAGCUUUAUGUAAAUCAAUGGAGUGGAAAAGAAAGCUGUGUUUUAAGUGGACUGGUGACGGAUCUGCUUAAUAAGGUCAGCAUCGGCGCUGAUACUGAUCCAAUUGAUCAGAACUGUGCUUGUGUGUUGUAUGGGUGCAUCAAAAGCCUCAGUGAUAUGUGUAAAUUGGUAUAAAAUGGUAAUUUGGAGUUUUAAGUUGCUAUUUUUGUUUCUACUGUUGUGUGUUUUGAAUAUAUUUUUCUAUUGUUACAUGUUUGUCUUAUUCCUGCAAGAGAAUUAAUACAGGGCUCUCAUGCCUUCCAUCUUGUAUGUGCAGUGUGAGAUCAGGUCAUGAGUUAGUGUUGCAGGUUUUAUACAUGUGUUGUAUGGAAAACAUUUUAAUUAUUUGUAUCUGUCACUUUCUGUGCCAUUUGCAAAUAUAGAUUUGUUCACAAAAACAAAAGUUAGUACAUGUAUGACAAAGUAAAGCCAGUGCUGAAAUCAUUGUA
Molecule: messenger RNA, 1563 nt
Organism: Siniperca chuatsi (mandarin fish)
Lineage: Eukaryota; Metazoa; Chordata; Actinopteri; Centrarchiformes; Sinipercidae
Product: involucrin-like
Exons: 1
Coding region: 1-696 (231 amino acids)
Source: RefSeq, a predicted model, not a curated record